AUGGGUGAGCGUGAAUUGAAUCAUAGAGUACCAGAAUUCUACUGCUGCUAUUUGCUGAGAUCUGUUCAGAAGAAACAAUCAUUUUACAUAGGUUCCACACCGAAUCCGGUGCGCAGACUUCGACAACAUAAUGGAAUUCUCACCAACGGUUCGGCAUACAGGACUAAAAAAACAGGCCUUAGGCCUUGGGAGAUGAUCUUCUGUGUAUAUGGUUUCACCAGCAAAAUUGCAGCGUUGCAAUUCGAGCACGCCUGGCAACAUAGCUACCACACGCAUUUCAUUGACGAUGAAGAGCGGAUUGUGAAAAACAAGACGAGCGGGAGAAGUCUCCACCACAAGCUGGGGAACGUCCGCUUGCUUUUAAAAAACCCGUUUUUCCAGUACAUGGAUUUGUUGACUCACGUCUUUGACGAAGAGGCCUUCAGAGUUUGGAAUCAAAAUAGAUUCAAGCUAAGCAGCUGUGCAGAAAUGACCGUUUCGGACUUUGACGACGUCGCGGAUGCAUCAAGCUUGCAAGUCUCAGAGAAUCCUGGGAACUCCGAGAACUCCGAUGACCCAUCGCUAGCAAACUUGAAAUUCGUGGAAAAGUUGUUCGCAGAUAUUCUAGCUCAGCAUCGCAAGAACAUCGAGCGCCAACAGAAGUUUCUCUCUCAUGGCAAAUUGGUGUGUGGUGUUUGUCAUAAUUUCUUCAACUACAUGGAUGAAAACGACAGUGAACGGAGAUCGAAACCAUUGGUAGCAUUUUGUCCAGCAGAAAACUGCAAUUUCGUAUCUCAUCUGAACUGUCUCCAUCGGGUCUUUUUAGAUGACGAACAACUAGAUAGAGGCGCCAGGACGCUGAUUCCUAAGUCAGGAAAUUGUCCCUUUUGCGAAAAAGUUGUGUCUUGGCCGGUCAUUGUAAAAUAUUCCACCUGUAUAAGAGACUGUAACGAAUUGGGCAAGGCUGCAAAAGACCUAUGA
Messenger RNA from Lachancea meyersii CBS 8951, 960 nucleotides. NCBI's taxonomy places the organism in Eukaryota, Fungi, Ascomycota, Saccharomycetes, Saccharomycetales, Saccharomycetaceae. The record is from the annotation of a GenBank genome assembly.